CACUCAUCGGCUCACUGAUUCAGUCCGAUUUGUGGACGAAUCGUUCGGCAUGGAUUUGUGUAUUGAAAAGAUCCGACUCAAAAGAACGAUUCGUUCACAAAUCGGACAUCGCUAAGAACCAUUUAAAUGAAACACACGGCGCGCUAGGAGUUGCGACAACCCCUCCGACAAGUUAUCGUGUGGUUGACAUGAAGUAACACAGGAAGUAGUUGAUCUAAAAUGGGAGACGAUCGACCUUUUGUCUGCACUGCCCCAGGCUGUGGACAGAGGUUCACCAAUGAGGACCAUUUGGCAGUGCACAAACAUAAGCAUGAGAUGACGCUAAAGUUCGGACAAGCCAGAACAGAUACAGUUAUUAUAGCAGAUCAGACACCCACCCCCACCCGGUUUCUUAAGAAUUGUGAGGAGGUGGGUCUGUUUAGUGAGCUGGCUGGCUCCUUCGAGCAAGAUCUUCGCAAAACACACGAGGAGGAGGAGAGGAGAAUUAAGGGCACGCUUCAAGCUCUACAGACGCCUACAGAGGUUAAAGAGAGGGACGGUCCUCUUGAAAUUGACUCCUCCCCUCCCGACAGCCCUGACUCCACCUCCAGCAUGACAAACAGCAAAGAUGCAGUUGCCAUGGCAAAGGAGCCUAUUGCCUUGAGGAAAGCCAUGGAUGUUCCUCCACGAACUGCAGCGAGUUCCACCCCUACACCAACCAUAAUGCGCCCAGGCUCGCUCCCACUUCACCAGGGAUUCGACUCAAUGAUCCCAACUCAACCCUCUCCCACCUCUGUUAUCACCAGGACCCCUCCGUCAAACAGACUCAGCUCGCCGUCUGGUUCUUUUCCUAUGCUGAUGCAGCUUCCAAAUGGUCAGACUGUUCCUCUGCUUCCCAGUCCAGGGCAGACUUCAGUCAUAUCGCUUGCCAGAUCAUCAAACACAGUGCCCAAUAUCCCAGGGAUUCCAGGCCCUCCUAUUGGUGGAAGCAGCAGUGGCUCCUCCUCUCCGUCUGGAUACAGUACACACUCUGAUGCCAAGACGAGGCUAAAAGCAGCACUAUCUCAGCAGAGUCCUAGUGGACCAGCACCAAUACAAAAAACAGAUCACACUGAGACACCAUCACCUGCUCAACCACAGGUAUCCCCUGCUCCCCCAAAAGGUGGCCGUAGACGACGGGGUGCAGAUAUUGAACCGGAUGAGCGCAGGCGCCGUUUUCUUGAACGGAACAGAGCAGCCGCUUCCCGUUGCCGGCAAAAACGGAAAGUGUGGGUUAGUGCCCUGGAGAAGCGCGCCGAGGAGUUAGCCACUUCUAACGUCACGCUCACUGGUGAAGUGUCCCUGUUGAGGACUGAGGUGAUUCGGCUGAAGGAGCUGCUGUUGGCCCAUAAGGACUGCCCUGUAACUGCCAUGCAGAAAAAAGCAUAUCUCGCUGCAGGAGUAGAUGAGAGUUCAGUGUCGGCGUUGGUGAUGCCCGUGUCGGUCCCGGCUCCGGUGUCUGUUAACGGUCUGAGCGUGCGUGCGGCGGAGGCUGUCGCUGUUUUAGCGGGAAUGGGCUCGGGUCAGUGGAGUAGCACGUCUGGAGAUGCUUCCUCCCAAUCACAGCCCACAUCCAGAUGAUGAGCACGUCGUUCAGCCAAUAGGAACUAAAUAUACUUUGAGUCUUUCAAAGGAGCGAAUCCCCGUUUCCCCUCAAAACUCUGUCACGGUGUGUUUGUAAAUCCUCUCAUGUGACAAAUGGGAACCAAUGUUUCCGCGUUCUGACCACACCCCGUUCACAGACUCUCUCCGGGCGACAGUGGCGACAUCAUAGAACGCCCCUGUCAGACUGCACAGACUAGGAAGCACUGCAGUGGAAAUGAAUUAUCUUCGGUCAUCUCUAAAAAAUACACCUUUACUUAAACUUGUAUAGAUCUUCUCACUAAUGCAUUCAAUUGAUAUUUGUCUCGUUUGCAGAUAUUUCUAAUUAUUUUGCAUUUUAUUCAAUGGUUUUUCUAAUAUAAUGAUUCGUUGCAUGGUUCUGGCCACAUUAGAAAGAUGAUUUCUACACUAUGCAGAUACGUUUAACGCCUUCUUUCUCAGUCUCUCUUUGUGACGCUUCUCACACAUACUCACUCUCACCAUUUCUCCCAGUUUCCUUUUCUCUCUCUUCCUCUCUGUUCUAAUUUUAUUAUCGUAUGUACAGUAAUUUCUCUCAGGUCUGUGCUUCUGUGGCUGUUUUGGUGAAGAUCGUGUCUCACAUUAGUGUAACCUGGCGCCGCAGAAUGGACUCGCAAAAGCUUAAGAAUGGAGAGAAAAUAUAUUUUUAUAUUUGAAUAUCGUUAUCAGUUUGUCUGCAUUUUGCAAUAUAUAUAUAUAUAUAUAUAUAUAUAUGGAUGUGACGGGUAGCGUAACCAUGUGGACAUGUUUUAGAUCAGUAUGAUUAUGAUAUGCUCUGCUGAAUUAUAGGUAUCUUUAACCAAAAUACAUAAAUCCUUUUGCAUUAGAGGUUAGACCCUAAAGUUUAAGUGCAUCUGGUCUCUUAUCAGGGAGCAUGCACACAAAAACUCACUCGUAAUGACUCGUGCUUGCAUUUUGUGAAUGUACAGUAGUUAACUAACCCAGCUAUGAAUGUGAGGGCUUGUUACAAAAUGGUUGAAAUGCUUUUGAGCAAAAUUGAGUCUUAGAAGCUGUUAUAGAAAUUAAAUAUUUCUUUUUUUUGGGGCCUGAAA
Rhinichthys klamathensis goyatoka is the source of this 2690-nucleotide messenger RNA. It is a transcript of the gene atf7b, whose product is annotated as activating transcription factor 7b. Bases 220 to 1599 code for a protein of 459 amino acids. Gene Ontology annotation, molecular function: cAMP response element binding; DNA-binding transcription factor activity, RNA polymerase II-specific. Gene Ontology annotation, biological process: regulation of transcription by RNA polymerase II. The transcript has 12 exons. The record is from RefSeq and is a predicted model, not a curated record. NCBI's taxonomy places the organism in Eukaryota, Metazoa, Chordata, Actinopteri, Cypriniformes, Leuciscidae.